GUUAACAGUUAGCAGCCACGGACCUCAGCGCAGGGCCACCUUCACUCAAAGCGAACCACGCCCCGGGGCAGGGGAGACGAGUUCCCCAAGUGCCCAAACUCCUGCGAUGGAAGGAAGAAUGGACUGUGAAGAGUUCUUUUAGGCUUUCAUGAUUUAAGUUGUCAAAAUGAAGUUCGGGAAGAGCAUCUGCGUGCUUAACGUCGGGGGAACCCGGUACGCCUUCACCCGUGAGGUGAUCAGGGAUUUCCCUCUUCGACGCGUCAGCCGCCUGAUUGCCUGCGCAACCGAGAAAGAGGUCCUCGAACUCUGCGAUGACUACGAUCGGGACCGGAAUGAGUUUUUCUUCGACCGCCACGCUCAGGCUUUCGUGUUUAUUAUGUUGUACGUGCGCUCCGGCAAACUCCGAUUUGUUCCCGGAGUGUGUGAGCUGUCUUUCUACACAGAGAUGCUCUACUGGGGACUGGAGAGCGCGCACUUGGACUCCUGCUGCCAGAAACGCCUGGACGAUAGGAUGUCCGACAUCGGACUGGACACACUCUCUGAGGGGGACAUCGAGGAUGAGCCCCAGAGCACAGGGGAGUCAGUGCAAGAGGCUGAGCUCACAUGUCGCGCUAGGUGGCUCGAGAAAAUGCGCAAGGCUUUUGAGGAGCCCAACUCUUCCCUUGUAGCGCAGCUUUUGGCUUCAGUGUCCGUGAUCUUUGUUAUCGUUUCUAUGAUCAUGCUGUGCGCUAGCACCCUGCCGGAUUGGGAUACAGCCAAGAGAACUACUGUGGAGGAACACAGGAUAGUGGAGGCAGUGUGUAUUGGCUGGUUCACGGCAGAGUGCAUAGUGCGCUUUCUGGUGGCUAAAGACAAGUGGGACUUCCUCCGCAGGCCACUCAACAUCAUCGACGUGAUUGCCAUUACCCCUUACUAUGUCACUAUGGCGAUGGCCCGGGCAGGGAUGCCGGGUGCUGGGCUCGGGGUUGCUGGAGUCAUACUCCGAGUCCUGAGGAUGAUGAGAGUGUUCUGGCUCAUGAAGCUGGCCAGACACUUCCUGGGACUGCAGACUCUAGGGUUGACUCUCAGGCGCUGCUACCGAGAGAUGGUCAUGUUGAUGGUGUUUGUCUGCGUUGCCAUGGCUAUAUACAGUGCCCUGGCCCAGCUACUGGAACACGGCUUGGAUCUCGAGACCCAGAACAGUGAUUAUGCCAGCAUCCCUGCUGCUGCCUGGUGGGUUAUUAUUUCAAUGACAACAGUGGGUUACGGGGAUGUGUACCCGGUAACAAUCGGAGGACGGGUGCUUGGGGGAAUGUGUGUAGUGAGCGGCAUUGUGCUCCUGGCGCUGCCCAUCACAUUCAUCUACCACAGUUUUGUUCAGUGCUACCAUGAACUCAAACUGCGCUCUGCCAGAUAUGCACGCAACCUGUCGGCAGAAAUGCUGCGAUGAACAUGUCCUAUCCUGCCUACCAUCCUGCCGACAAAAAAAAGAAACUCUAAUGACCAGAAGACCAUCAAAUGUUCGAUGUGCCCUUUUUUCCUUCCAGAUUUUAUUUUGUCCAGUCUACAUCCAGGUACAAUAAAUUUCCUAGAAAAACCCUUUAAACAUUCAUAUAUCAAACAGAAAAAAGAAGACUAAGAAAACAUAACAUUUAACAAUUGUGAAAUUCUGCAAUAUCUUCAUGUGUUUCAGUUUAUUUUGUUUUUGAAGUUAUUUUUUAUUUCCCCUAAGCAUCAGGAAAACAAAUUGUCAUUAUAAAAACAACUAUCUGUGAACAUUUAGUCAGUGCAAAAUAUAUAAAUGUCAGUGAAGGACAUUGGUAAAUGGCAUCUUGUUUACCAGUAGAACAACAUCAGUCAACAAGGCUGAUACAGACAGCAAGGCAGAUAUGUUGGAGUAUACCUACCAAAAAAAAAAAGGACAGAAAAUAACAUAAACCAGACAUAUAUUAACUUAAUAGUAAAACAAUAAAUUAAUGUUUGCUUAUGUUUUCAAUAAUUUAUUCUACUCUGAGUUGACAAAACAAGAUAUUUUCAAGUCAGUGAAAAAAUAACACAGAGCUCAUAUUUAAAGGUACUAAGCUUAUUUUAGUCAAACACAAAAUGAAACAUAAAUGCUGUUGUUUUAAUUCCUUAACACUAUUAGAAUAGCUUUGCAUGAAUUAUUGUUCAAUAGGGCCUUGUGCAACCCCUCAGUUCACCCACUGUCUGAAAUAAGCUGUUAUAGCUUUCUCCCUUUAAAGGCACCCUCCCUUUAAUCCAACUUUCUUCUGAUUCGCUGUCCCUUGCAGACAGAAGCUCUGAAAGGCUGAUGGCUGGGGCUUUUGCACUCAUAGACAAAGCUGUGUGCUUGAGAUGAUCAUGUUAAGUAUAUCUGCUGUUUUUGGUAUCUCACAGAUUUAAGUGUGAGCAUCAGAGCAGACUAAAGGCUACUUGUACAUAUACACAUACAUAUCACUAUUUUUUAAACUUUGUUUAAUAUGAGAUUUCACCAGUGCAACAUUAUAUAUGACAGAACAUAAGUAAAAGAAUAAAAUCUAUUUUAAAACAGGUUUAGAUCAAAGCUUCUAAUACAUGAUGUAGAAGUUUAAAAAAGUGUGACUAUAAUCAAAAUAAUGCAUUAAAAACACUACAAAUAAAAAUUAUAUCAUGUAUUUACUAAGUCACAUUAUGUUAGAAAAAGAAAGCGCAGCCAAUUGUAAAUCAUAGUAUGUACCAUUGAGAUGAAGAAGAUCAGGGUUAAAGCACUUCAAUAGGCUGUAAAAAGAAAAAAAAAGUGUGGAACAAUGCAGAGCACCAGCACCAAAGCUUACCUUCACGAAAUGAUCGAUGUGUGGUUGGAAGGUAAGUUCAGAGUCAACCCACACACAUAAAUAUUUCAUUUUUUCCCCCGUUUUCUGAAGAGCUCCAGCAUCAUUAUGGGUUAAAUGCAGCAAAUUAGAUUUAAGUUGAUGUUCUGUCUCAGGCCAAAGAGCAUAAAGCAGGUUUUUAUUGAGCAGUAAUUUGUUAUCUGACAGCCAAGUUUGUAGGUUAUUAAAGUCUGAUCGCAGAGCCUUUUGUAUGUGUAGAAUAGAAGCUUUUGUUUUCAUUGUCUUGAACCAACAUGUUGUGCGACUCUCUUCUUAACUGCACCAUACGUAACAAUAGGAAUACACAGAUAUUUAUUAAUUAAACGCAGACAGGUGCAGUCAAUCCAGAUCUGACAGCGGCUGCUGUUUACUCAUAUUCCCCUGGUUACAACACUGGCAGAGACGGCUGCGUCAAGUGCAACGUGUGUGUAUGUUUGUGUUUGUUUGUCUGGCCAUCAGCCUUUCACUUUGUCUAAGCUUUGCACACAGAUGGUACAAGUUACACAAGAUUGAUGUGUGACCUAGAUGCAUCCUGUUAAACCUGUGAAAUAAAGAGAAGGAGUGAACAGGGGACUGCAAAGUGGGGAUGGAGGAGUUAAACAGAGGGCUUAGUUUGGGGGUCUGUAGGGGGGAGUUAAGCCGAUGAUAAUGAAAUAUGGAGACAGGUCACCGAGGACUGCAAGGUGGCAGACAAUAACACUGAGAUAGAUAUGACAGAGCAGAUGGAGUGUGAAAGUGAGCAUAAAAGAUUCUGGGCAAAAAUGAUGGAAUGUGGUUCAAACCCGAGCACGAAGAAUUCGCUUCUCUGUUUGCCAGUGAAUGUAAGGCAUUUUGUAUUUCUGUGUCUCCAAGGCAACAUCAUCCUCCAGCAUGUCAAUCAUAAUUGUGGUUUGAUUUGUGUGCACGCAAAUAGGCUACAUCCACGCACACCUCCUGGCUGGCACGCAGCUUUUUUGUCCUAGGAUUAUCUGGAAUAUCACAGCAUCAGAGCGAUUAUUUAAAAUUACCAAAAACAAACGUACAGGGGGAAAAAAAUCAAGUGUAGAGGGAAAAAAAAAAAAGAACAAUGGAGGCUGUCAAUGUCAUGGUUCUGACAUUCAUGAUUCAGACAUGUUUGCACGGUUUGCCAAGAUGAUACGAUUUGUUGAAGAGACACAUGAUCCAAACAAACAAGUCAACACCUCUCCCACACAACAGUCUUUCUCUGCAUCUCCUCUCCUCUUCCUCCUGUUGCCAUCAACAAUCCUCUUUUUACACACACGCAUCAAAAUCCUGCUCUUCUUCUUCUUGCAAAGGAAAUUUAAACAAUGUUCACUGUGUCUUUGUACUGAUAGUAGUCUACAUAUGUUAAAUCCUCAUAAUCUGUGCAGCCCUGUAUGUAUUUAAUGUGUACUGUAGACACCUCCGUAUCCUCGUAGCUGCUAUUGAUGUGCUUUUUAAGUAGUUGCACAAUUGAAUUAAACACAAUCAAUAUUUUAUUACCUACCUUCCAAUGCAUUAUUCAUGUAGCAUAGCUUUUUACCAGUGAAGUUUGGCCAGGCCUGAUUGAAACCAUCAAUCAAAACAUUUUCAUCAGUACACUCUGGAGUUGUAAUUAAUGUGAUCAAUGUACGAGCUUUUGUAAUAAAAUUACUCUUU
This is a messenger RNA of Maylandia zebra (zebra mbuna), 4466 nucleotides long. RefSeq names its product potassium voltage-gated channel, subfamily G, member 3 (gene kcng3). Gene Ontology annotation, biological process: protein homooligomerization; potassium ion transmembrane transport; action potential. The record is from RefSeq and is a predicted model, not a curated record. Gene Ontology annotation, cellular component: voltage-gated potassium channel complex; membrane. Lineage: Eukaryota; Metazoa; Chordata; Actinopteri; Cichliformes; Cichlidae. Gene Ontology annotation, molecular function: delayed rectifier potassium channel activity.